AGACCGACUUUUUUUUAUCGCUAUCAUUUUCUUUUUCACUGGGCACAUUGUAGGGAACAAUGGUAAACAUAAAUAUUUCAAUGAAAAUGGAGGCGUGCCACCCCCGCACCUCCCACAGCAAUAUGCCACUCCGAAACUCGCGCUAAUUGAGCAGGCUGGCUACGCCACUGAAUAUUUCCCAGCGUUUAACGUGGCAAGCGUGUAGCCACCACGUUAAUAUCCAUUUCAUAGUUUGGACACGAUUAUCAAAGAAAAUAAUUAAUUAAUGGCGACAAGUUUUCUGAUGCCUUUCUGCUUUAGCUGCACGAUGAAAUUCAUUAAAAUAAGCAAGCACAGAAGAACUUGCUGUUUGCCAGACUCAAACAUCAUUCAAAAUGACCUUGGUUUGCUUUCAAUGUUUUUGUUUAAAUCACCUUGGGAACAAAGCCGCUUCACUAAAAAACGGAUCUGCAUGGAUUAAAGAAUUUGUAACGAGUAAUAAAUUGUGAGAAGUUUUGAAUGGACCAGACGUGUAUAAUUGGCGGUCUUGAAAUCCAGCGUAGGCGACACGAACACAUUACGAUUUUAAUGAGUUUUUACAUUGGAAAACGGGGCAGGUAUUAAUUGAGGAGAAGUUAACAAACAUGUCUGUCACAUCGCGGUGAACUAUCGUAAACAAACAUAGUGUUGGACUUGAAGAACGGAGAUGCCGAAAACUCGUUUGAGACGUCGUCGCGAUAGCGUGAAGUACGGCAGUUCUACUGGGGAUAAGGAUUCAUCAGUAAGAGGAUUAAAGAAUUAUGGGUCACAAACUCAGCAGGAGAUGCAAGAUUGCGGUGAAAAUUCCGAGUCGUACUUUGAUGUCCCACAAAGUGGCGUCAGUAAAAUUAGAAAAGUGCAAACUGAAGAAACGUUGAAAUGGUUGGAUGAGAACUAUGUCACGUGCGAAGGUGUAUGUCUACCACGAUGUAUACUGUACGCUCAUUACCUUGAUUUCUGUCGACUAAAAAAGGUUGAAGCUGCGUGUGCCGCGACUUUUGGAAAGAUUAUUCGUCAGAAGUUUCCCAAGCUAACUACGCGGAGAUUGGGAACUAGAGGACAUUCUAAAUAUCACUACUAUGGAAUUGGAAUCAAAGAAUCGUCGACGUAUUAUCAUUCAGUCUAUUCUGGCAAAGGUCUUACUAGGUUUUCAAGCUGCAAAGUAAAAAAUAAGGGAACUUUCCUCAGAAAAUAUUCUCCAACCUCGAGAACUGGAACGCUUCUACCAGAUUUUCCGAAUCCUAAAAUUCUGAUGUUCCCCCUGGAAGCACCUCUUGAAAAGGUUGAUACUUUGAUCAUGAUGUACAAGACACAUUGUCAGUGUAUUCUGGAUACUGCCAUUAAUUCCAACUUCAAUGAGAUCUACAGUUAUCUUCUUCACUUUUGGCAAAGAAUGCCAAACCAUUUGCUUCCUGUUCUACGAGUUGACGUUGUUGUUAACCUCAUCUGUCUUUGUGACUCGAUUUUAUAUAAGGUUCUUCUUGAUGUAUUAAUUCCAAGUACGAUGCAAGAUAUGCCAGAAGAAUUGUUAUCUGAUGUGAGAAGUUUUGCGCGACAAAUUGAAAAAUGGGUCAAAUCGUCUUUAGAAAAUUUUCCGGAAAACUUAAUUAGCUGCAAACUUCAAGCUGCUCGUCAAUUUGCUCUGGCCAUCAAAAGACAGACAUCAUUUCUUCAUUUGGCUCAAACAGCUAGACCAGUGAUACAGGAUGCAGAGAUAGCCGACCAAAUGGCCAGCGAUCUUGAUGAAGUUGACUUUAAUUCUUUGGAAACUGAAGCCAUGUUCACAUCUUAUGAUGGGAUGAAUAAAAGUGGCGACAACGAUAAAGUUUUAGCAAAGUUGCGCAGUUUACUGGAGAAGCCCGCACAGAUUGAGGAAUAUGUUGAUUGGAUGGAUGGGAUCAUCGAAAGAAGGAUCAUCAAGCCUGAAGACAAGAAAGACGUCAAAACUCGUGCGCAGGAGUUCCUACUUCAGUGGUCUUUCACUUGUGGCAGACUCAUGCACAAUUUGACCUUAAAUUACUGCACAACUUUUGGUUCAUUUCAUCUUCUGCGCAUGCUUAUGGACGAAUACAUGUUUCUGGCAAUUGAAACAAAGUUGAAUGAAGAUUUAGAGAAGACAAUUCAGGAAAAUCUGGACAAAAAUCUCAAGCAAGAUGGUGACUGCGAUAAAUCCAUUCGAAUGUCGACAUUUAGCACAAAGACAAAAUUUACAGUGUCAGCGGCGAGAUCAAGGCCAGCAGAAAAUGUUAACGCAAAAGCAAGGCCAUCGUGUCGAGGAAAGAGAAGAACGUCUUUUAAAAAUGAUCAGUGCAGUUGGUCACAGAACAACACAAAACCCAAACGAAAGCUGAUAAAUGACAGCAAAUAUAAGCAUCUGUCUCAUGAAAUAACACCCCUGACCCCACCUGUCUCGCCUCUCUUCAACAUGCAAAAUGGACCGACUGUACCUACCGCAUGGUACUACGCUGACACGCAACCUAGAACGCUUGAUUUUCAGAGAUUCAAGAUGAACAAUAUUCCAAACAUUGUCCAACCGAGCCUCGAAAGAAUAGAUUAUUUGGUCAGCGAACAUUUUCGAAAUUGUGGUGUAAAUCCAUCUUUAUCUGGACCGGUGGAUGUCAAUGGAAACUUAAUGCCCAUGCAUUUUACUUAUGAUCACGUGACUCAAACCUAUCCCAGAAAGCAGCAGCUUGAUACAACUAACUCAAGCUUUCAAAACCCACGCUUUAAAGCACAAAAUGAAGGCGAAGCAAUCCCAUCUUAUCCAAUAUUACCACCUCAUACGUUCAACAACAGCCAUCUUUCGUUCCAGACGUCUAUGAUAUUUUACCCUGACGGGAAUUCGUUGGAUAAUUCCAGUCACUUUGUUCCAUUCACCUCUGAAGAGGCUGACGAAAUGGACAGUUCGGUGGAUAACCUUUUCAGCGAUUCAUGCGCGUUCGACGAUGUCAAUGCCAAUAGUUCUUUACCAUCUAUUAAUUCCCUUUUAAGUACAGCAGUUCAGAUGUUCUGAGCAUUGGAUGAAAAUUUCAUUUGCAACUUGAUCAUCUGCUGAACUUCAGUUUUGUUAUUUUCUUUGUUUUUAAAUAUUGCACAGGCAGCGAAAACGAACUGCUCAGGAAUUGUCUAGUAAACAAAAAGAAUGAUAGCACAGCGCUAUAACCAACAACUACAAACAAU
Xenia sp. Carnegie-2017 is the source of this 3198-nucleotide messenger RNA. Its product is annotated as DNA-binding protein RFX6-like. Gene Ontology annotation, biological process: regulation of transcription by RNA polymerase II. The transcript has 20 exons. Gene Ontology annotation, molecular function: DNA-binding transcription factor activity, RNA polymerase II-specific; RNA polymerase II cis-regulatory region sequence-specific DNA binding. Bases 686 to 3031 code for a protein of 781 amino acids. The record is from RefSeq and is a predicted model, not a curated record. NCBI's taxonomy places the organism in Eukaryota, Metazoa, Cnidaria, Anthozoa, Malacalcyonacea, Xeniidae.